This is a messenger RNA of Gadus morhua (Atlantic cod), 3276 nucleotides long. It is a transcript of the gene tmcc2, whose product is annotated as transmembrane and coiled-coil domain family 2. The coding region runs from base 321 to 1913 and encodes 530 amino acids. Gene Ontology annotation, cellular component: endomembrane system. Lineage: Eukaryota; Metazoa; Chordata; Actinopteri; Gadiformes; Gadidae. Gene Ontology annotation, biological process: amyloid precursor protein metabolic process. The record is from RefSeq and is a predicted model, not a curated record. The transcript is spliced from 5 exons.
AGAGAGCGAGAGGGAGGGAGGAAGGGCGGGAGAGUGGGACGCAGAGGCAGUGGGAAGCGCCUCACCGUACAAAGAGGAGAGGGGAGGAGAGUGCAGUGGAGGCACGGCGGAGACUGCAGACAUCUUUGCCCGUCCACAAUGGAGCCUGAAGAUGUAGUGGAGCGAUAGCAACGGCAGACAUUGGGGAGGGUGGAAAACCUCUGAGCAGGGGAGGGGGGGCGGGCUCCUCUGUGAGCGCCGGCAGGGGGGGAGGAGACAGAGAAAAGGAUGGGCCUCUGACACACACUUGCAAUGGCACUGCCAGCCUUGGAUUAAACAGUAUGCUGGAUAAGAGUGAGGUGACAACUCUAGGACUGCCUCCCACCACCAGCCAUGGUGGCUCUGACACCAACAUCAGCGUGGACGGCGCGGCGGGGACAUCAGCGGCGGCGGUGGUGGCGGCGGCGUCCGGCGGGGGGGUGGCGGCAGCAGGCGGCGGCGGCGGCGAGAGCUGCUCUGGGAUCGCGGAGCCCCAGCGCACACGCGCUGCCCUGGAGCACCUGCAGCAGAAGAUCCUGAAGAUCACCGAGCAGAUCCGCGUGGAGCAGGAGGCGCGCGACGACAACGUGGCCGAGUACCUCAAGCUCGCCCACAACGCCGACAAGCAGCAGGCCUCGCGCAUCAAGCAGGUGUUCGAGAAGAAGAACCAGAAGUCGGCGCAGACCAUCGCGCACCUGCACAAGAAGCUCGAGCACUACCACAGGAAGUUGAAGGAGAUCGAGCAGAACGGACCGGCCCGACAGCCCAAGGAUGUCCUGCGGGACAUGCAACAGGGCCUAAAGGACGUGGGCGCCAACGUACGAGCGGGAUUCAGCGGUUUCGGCGGCGGCGUGGUCGAAGGGGUCAAAGGGGGCGUGUCUGCGUUCACCCACACCGCGGUGGUGUCCAAGCCCCGGGAGUUCGCCAGCCUCUUCCGCCACAAGUUCGGCAGCGCCGAUAACAUCGCCCACCUCAAGGACACGCUGGAGGACGGCGUGGGCGGCGCCUCGGACGACGCUCUCACCCCGCGCGCGCUGAGCGGCAGCGCCACCUUGGUCUCCAGCCCAAAGUACGGCAGCGACGACGACUGUUCCUCCGCCAGCUCGGGGUCCGGAGUAGGCAGCAAUUCAGGAGGCGCAGGAGGAGGAGGAGGAGGAGGAGGAGGAGGAACAGGAGGAGGAGGAGGAGGAACAGGAGGAGGAGGAGGAGGAGGAACAGGAGGAGGAGGGACCGGGGGAGGCAUGUCGGGGUUAGGCCCCACGCUCGGCAGCCCCAGGCUGGACGGACACCACCACCACCACCAUCAUCACGUGCACAGCUCUUGGGACGCGCUGCUGGAGGGCCUGCAGGAGAUCAAGGCCAGCCAGGCGCACAUGGAGGAUGCCAUCGAGGACAUGAAGAGCCAGCUGCAGAGCGACUACUCCUACAUGACCCGCUGCUUGCAGGAGGAGGGGUACAGAUACGAGAGGCUGGAGGAGCAGCUGAACGAUCUAACAGAGCUGCACCAGAACGAGAUGACCAACCUGAAACAGGAACUGGCCAGUAUGGAGGAGAAGGUGGCCUAUCAGUCCUACGAACGGGCCAGAGACAUACAGGAGGCCGUGGAGUCGUGUCUGACCCGCAUCACCAAGCUGGAGCUGCAGCAGCAGCAGCAGCAGGUGGUGCAGCUGGAAGGGGUGGAGAACGCCAAUGCCCGCGCCCUGCUGGGCAAGCUCAUCAACGUCAUCCUGGCCCUCAUGGCCGUGCUGCUGGUGUUCGUGUCCACGGUGGCCAACUUCAUCACCCCGCUGAUGAAGACGCGGGCGCGGGUGGCUGCCACCGUGUUGCUCACCCUGCUGCUCUUCAUCCUGUGGAAGCACCGGGACUUCUGGGAACCGUGGUUGUUGCCCAGCUGAACACUCACACGACACACACAGAACACACGCGCACACACACACACACAAACACACACACACAGAGACAAGACUGCCAUCUGAGAGACCCCUAGGUACACCCCUUUUGAGGGGUUAGGGACACAGUGAAGAUUGAAACAAAUUCUGUUGGAUUUGAAGCGGUCAUUUGAGCCUCAUGGACCAAAAAACGCUCGGAAUACAUUGUAUUGUGUGUUGAAAGUGAGGCUCUCAUGUUUACAAGGACAAAGAACAUUAAAUAAAGAGAAAGGAAAAAAACUGCCUGGCAACGUUCAGCCACACUACCAUUUUGUCCACUUGUACUAAUAUAUAAAUGUGAAACACUCUAUUUGACAUCGCAAAAAGAAAAGACCAAGGGAGGAUGAUCUUUUUUUUGGGAUUUAUUCAUCCUAUGAUAGAUUCAUCUCUCCGGAGCCUAAUGCAAUGAGACGCGGGGAAAACCUUCCUGUUACGGCAAGAGUCUGUUGUGUACCGAGGGAGCCGAGGAUUUCUCAAUGAAUGCGGAGUGCUCAUGCAUGACCCCAAGUUAGCAUGAGUUCAAAUCCCAUUGCUAACUAAAGUUCUUGUAUUUCUCUUGUUAGAUUAAACAGGACAAAGAAAUGCUAUGUAUCUCAAUUCAUCGAUGUAUACUCUAUUUCACUCCUGUUCUACACAUCUAUUCCUGGUGUUGAAACUGUGCUUUCAAAUGCGUUACUUUGUCCUUUCUGUGUGCUUCGAUAUGCGACUUUCAACGGCCAGAUACAUUUCUGCGGAAUGAAGACAGAUUCAGAUCCUUUCUGUUCAGAAAUGCUGUUAGAGUAUUAUAGGAUUGCAAGUAUUAUAUUAGUUUUCAUUACACUGGCAUGUCAGAUAAUUGGAUCAAAGUUUAUAUCCAGUUUACAAAAUUACUCUUCGAGUCUCAAUAAAGAGUUUCUUAAUAGAUUUACCUUGAAUAUAGCUUAAUCUAUAAGGUUUUAUUACUAUACAAUAUUAUCCACUUUAAGAUUUGCAUCUCUUACAUUAGUUUUGAGGAAAAAUGCACCGGUAUCUAUAUUUAUAUAUAGUAUCCUGCAUAAAAUACACUCAAACAACUCACACACACCCAGGUUUGUUUUAGGACAGAAAACCAGGAGGCUGCUUUCUACUUUUUUAAAUGAGAUGAACGUCAUGAGCUCACAAUUUUUCUGAAGUACAUUUCUAAAUGCUACCAUACAGCCAAACAAAUUUUGCAUUUCUUAUAGGAUAAGUUCUAAUAAGAUGCUUCCAAUAGUCCAUAAGAAUGUACAUGAUUUGAUUUUGCUCCAUGUUGAGUUCAUAAUAAAGCAUUGAUUGGAGACAUCAGCCACUGAUGCUACGUACAACUACUGUA